This is a messenger RNA of Frankliniella occidentalis (western flower thrips), 4424 nucleotides long. RefSeq lists its product as uncharacterized. The record is from RefSeq and is a predicted model, not a curated record. Lineage: Eukaryota; Metazoa; Arthropoda; Insecta; Thysanoptera; Thripidae.
GUACCAUUAAUAGGUCAUUUACUCCAACUCACAGUGCAAGUUCUAUGCAUAGACCAAAUUCCUCAGUAUGAAGUGGAACGCAUGUUUUUAAUGCCUCAAGCAUCCAGAUCACUGGCAGUCCUUAUGACGUCCCUUCUAAGUACUCCUGUUCAACGACCUAAGCUUCAACACCUUCCCCCUAUGCCAUACUCAAUCUGGAGUCGAAAGCUUUCACAAAGAGUGGCAGUUUGGUACAAAAUGUUUCAAACUAGAAACCAUGAUUGGUUAAAGGUUUUUGAGCUUUGUGGAAUAGAAAAAGAGUUUUGGAAUAUAUUGGGGGAUUGGAAUCAAUUAGAAGACUAUGAGUUUCAUGAGCUCAGCUUUCACCAAAGGGUUUGGCUAGUAAAAUCUCUCUGUGAUUACCAAGUUCACAACCAUAAAACAAUGCAAGAUGCUCUAGCAGAUCACUCUCUACAAGAGCAAAACUGUGAGAUUCUUGGUGUAGAUCGUCACGGAAGACAAUACCUUCACUUUCCGCAGUUUUGCUGGUCACCUGGUCUAUGCUCUUGUGUUCGUGUGUACCGUUGUGUUAUUCCUGUUGAAAAACCCCGGUCACCUGAUCCUACUGAAGAGGCUCCCAACAUCCUUAUAAGAAAAGGAAAAGGCGAUUUUCUUCCCUUGUGGUUUAGAGAUCGAGGAAGGGGCAGAGGGAAAAGUGACAAAGGAUCUGCGGCUAAAAGGAGGAAAAGUGGAGCUGAAAUAAACAAUAGAAAAUUCUUGUCUAGACUUGUUUAUCGAAUGCCUAAUGGAAUGUACAUAAGAGGCGGGAAAAGACGUGGAAGUAAUAGGCUUUCUGAUGGUGUGUCAUGUAGCCCUCGAAAGCAAGGCAAUACUGACCAAACUGCUUCUUUAAACCCAGUUGAAGUAUCAUCAUCAUUAGGUGGAAACGCAAGUGAUGCGGAAGGUAAAACAAUGACCACUGAAGAAGUCAUAGAUGAAUCUAGUAGGAGUUCAAGAAGGCAAACUCGUUCAAAGCGCAAUGUGUCUCAGGGAUUUUAUGCAGACUGGAGUGAUAGCGACAGUUUGUCCACUGCCUCUCCUCAUAGUACACCUGCCAAGAAACCAUGCCGCAAAAGCCAAUCACUUUCAAAGAAAGUUAAUGUAUCAGAAAGCAGUGGUAUAAAACUGAAAAUAAAGUUGUCUGGGAAGACAGGGCAAGAUACACCUUCAAAAGAGAGUGAUUUGUCUGAGAAUGAUAAAAGUGAGGAUGAAGAAGUUUCUAAAUGUGCAGGUGAUUCCUGCCAUGAAUCUGUUGCUGAAGAGGAGGCAAGCCGGAGUGAGUGGGCAACUUUAGCACUGAAUAGAAAAAGUGGAGACUGUGGGGAAGACUCAGAUGAAGGAGACGAAGAAGAAGAGAAGGAUGGGAGCAGCCAGACAAGAAAGGACGAUACUGAUUUCAACCUAGCUGAUGAGUUUCCAUGGACACCCCCAGAGGGAGAACACAUUACCAACGGGAAACAAAAAAGACCUCAUUUCAAUCCAGAAUGGUUACUGAUGGGAGCAGAGCACUUUGAACUUGUUGCUGAUUCUAUUCAGGGUAUUAGAGAUCUCAUUGAUGGUUUAUGUGAAGAUGAUGAUGAUGUUGGUCUCAUUCAGCGACUAAAAAACUCGUCUGGCUCCACCAAACCAAUUUGUGAGGAAAAGUUAGAACAUAGACUGCAAGAAUUGGUUAACGAGACCAGUUACUUUGAAUUGAAAAUGGAAUCCAAUGCUCGUAAAGUAAGAUGGAAGUUGUUUGAAGAGUGGGAAGCAUUUAGAAAUAGACCCAUGGAUGUCAAAGAUGAAGCAGAACAGCAUUGGCUUAAUAUUUUUGAGUGUGGUCUUGAAGUGCAAGGCAAUACCCCUGAAGUGAAGGUAAAGGUAGAGAUGGAAAUUAAAGAAGAAAAGACCACUGACAGUUUGGAUGGUUCUAAAGAGAUAAAAACUGAAAAAUGUGAGGAUGCUGAACCUCCAUCAGAGCUUGGAGAUGAUGGAUCAGAAAGUGGCUAUGAUAUUCGCCAUUCCCUACGAGCUAAGAAGCCUAAAAUUGAUAAUCCACAACUAAAGUGUUGGCUUAACAGCGAUUCUGAAGAAGAAGAAAGUGACGAAGAUGAUGAAGAUGCAUGGGAAAUGCCAAGUCGUCGCAAGAAAAAGAAACCUGUUGUUGGACGAUCACGAAAGAGUAAAAAAGAUGAGGACGAAAUGGAUGAAACUGGUAGUAACUCCAAGGUAGUUGGUGAUAAAAUAUUUGAUGUAGCAAAAAACUUUUCCUUUGAGGCAGAAAAGGAUAACAAAGAAUCUAGUCAAAGUACUGAUACCUCAAUGCAAAAUUUAUCAACUGUGACAAAACCAAAAAUGAACCAGAAGUUAUUGCCAAAUAAACUUACACUUGAUAAAGAAGGCAAUAUGUUUAUAACAUUAGGCUGUGGCACCAGAGUUCAACUGAAAAAGGAUGAUCAAGGCAGGAUAAUUGUUCCAGAAGGUCAUGAGGGACUGUCAAUGAUUCAUGGAAAAACACUGGACCAGCUCGUUGGGUCUGGUAAAGUGGUUCAAAACAAAAAGAAGAAAAAGGUCAACCGACCAGCUAACAGAAACUCUACCACAUUAUUUCCUUCUGAAUCACAACCUGCAAAACGCUCUACUACAUUGUUUCCAGCUAUAUCUCAACCUGGUGGAAUUGUUCAAGCAAAAGAGUGGACACCUCCAGUUGUAAGCAAUAACAUGCAAAUCCAGGGUACAUCGAAACCCAAGGUUGAGACAAGUAUUCAGGCUAAGGAAUGGAUGCCUCCUGUGGCAAAAGUAGUAGCUCUUACCCCUGCAUCCAUGGCUCAGUUAAAGACCUACGGCAACAGGAAAAAAAAUCAAACUCCUCUGACUGUAACAAGAGUAGUAUCUCAACCUCAAACCAAGAAAAAAAGUGAACCUGAUGAAGUGGUUGUUUUGAGUGAUGGUAGUGAUGACAGCAUUGAAGUCAUCAAAGAAACGGAGCCUAAAAACAAAAAACAGAAUGGUGUGCCGCGUAUAGAGUCAGUGAUUGGCAAUGCAAGUGUGGACAGCUUUGCUCCUAAACCAUUGACAAAGUCGGUCACCAUGACUCCUGUAGCUGUUACUUUGACCCCUGUGUUCAAAUCUAAAAACCAAUCGCCGAGUAAAGGUGGUAAAAAACCUAACCAGUGGAACCCUGUGAUAUCAAAUACUGUCAGUCUAGAGCCAGCUUCAUCAUCAACUAGAGUGCCACCUCCUGGUGCUCCCCAAGUCGUCAUUACUCCCGCAAAAAAUGUUCAAAACAGGAGGGUCCUUCAAUCAACUGGUGUCUUCCAUCAGCCAACACCAAAUCAAUCUUUUGUACCUGUCAAUACCAUUCCUAUGCGCCAGGCGCAACAACAAUUUGUUCCAAUGAACCAGAUGAUGCCUGUCACAAAUCAAUUUCAACCAGUUGCUCAGGUUGUCGGUAUGAAUAAUCAAUACAUUGUUGCAAAUACUGCUCCCUUUGCUCCUAUAGGUAAUUCUUAUUUAGUUAAUGCUGCCCCUUCAUACCAGUAUGUUCCAAUGGCUCAGGCACCUGGUCCUAUACCUUUACCAGUGAGUGCAUUUGACCUUGGUUUACCCCCUGGCCUCAGAGGGCAAAUAGUUUUGGCCAAUGGAGACAACAACCAAUUCUCGUAUGCUCUCAAACUUGAUGAUGGUGGUUUGAUAUUUCUUUCUAAUGAUCAAGUUAGUAAGAUUAGAGCUGCUAAUGGAGGCAAGCUGACAACAAUGAUCCAAAUGCAAACACAUUAGCAUAGUUAUUGAUUUUAACUAAUGUUAUUGGUACAAUGUAUGUAUCUAUCUAACAUGUAUUGAAACUUUUAAGAGUUCCGUGUGAGUUCUCUGUAAUCUGUGAUUUUUCAUUUAAGGAUUGAAUUUUAAUAUAAUCUGAAAUCAGUCAAAACCCUCUUUUAUGUAUGCAAGUUUUGGAGGCAUGAAGCCUAGAUUUUGUGUAUUUUCAUCUGCUCUGCCUGAUUUAUGGCAUCAUUAAAGAGGAAUUUGCUGUGGGUGUUGGAAAUUUGCAGCGAAGAUCUAUUUUCCUUUUUUAUUAAGAAUGUUAUACCUGUUAUUGGAAUACAAUAUGGAUUUUAUUGUUUAUAUUAGGCUUUAAAACAGCUUUUUAGUCAUAAAAUUUGUCCUGUUAAAAUAGUUGGAGAGUUUGAGAAUAGGCUGUAUUUUAAUUAUUGUACUUUCUCAACAGCAUUUCUCUGAACCACAUGUGACCUUGUAAUGACUCAUUCAUCAACUUACAAAAUGAGUAAGUUUCAUAAAUGCUGUGCCAUUUUAACUUAACAGAUCUGAUCCUAGAUUAUAACCGUCGGAAAUCUUUGAGUUUUUAAAAUAAAAAUAAAAUGCAUUUGUUUAUUGCCAAUGUUAAA